GGUCGACCGAUGGCGGCUGUAGCAGAACUGGUUGUGGCUUUCACGAGGCAACAACACUCCCUUAUUCCCACAGCGUACACCAUCAACAUUUCAAUCCCCAAGAACAAGUGAAAUAUCAACAAUACAAACCAACAAAAUCCAACCUGUUGAUCAUCAUUGUGUGCAUUAACAUUGUGUUGUCACGUGGGUGAUGGCACGUGGAGCCAUUGAAAAUCAACUGUCAAAUAAAUAAAUACACACCAGUUUUGCUGGUGUACUCGUUCGAGCGUCUGUGAUAAACCAGUGUGCGGGAAUAUUUGAAUUCGCAUCGAGCUAAACUUUUCAUUCGACAACAAAAGCUCUUUUUUUUUAUUUAAAAGAAAAAAGGAGGGAGUAAACAUCCGCGGGACAGGACGAAAUGGUGAAAUGAGGUGAAAAACCGGUCGUGUGGUUUUGGUGCUGUGAGUUCUGUGAAUUGUGCGUGGACUUUUUCUUUUUUUUCAUUUUAUUUUUGAUAAACAAAAAAAAAUCAGUGCGCGCAUCAACACGCGGUGGAAGUUCGGCAACGGAAACACGUGGGUUUCGCUGGCUGCAUGAUGUUUCUGAGACUGGCGUUUCUGUUCAUCGUUCUCAAACCGGGAUAUGGAUUCUUCAAUCUUUUUCUCAGUCAGACGGAAGUCCGGAAAUUGAUGGGCCUGGAAGCAGAACUUUUCUACGUAAGAGAGGGAGUAAUAAACGAGUAUGCCAUCAAGUUUAACGUACCAGUACCCGCCCAAGUGCACAAGCUUCACUUCACAUGGCAGAAUCUCGCCGGAAGACCGCUGCCUUACACAAUGGCAGUUGACGUGAGUAAUCCCUCGGCAUUAAAAAGCUCUUUCAAUAUCUCGGAAGCUGGUGAAAUCCCCGUGGGAGAGCUACAAACUUGGGCACUCAACCUUCACUGUGGGCCAUACGAUGCCGAGGUCGACUUGACUCUUCGUAUUAAUGUUGCACAAAAUCGUAGAAACACAACGAAACUCGAGGUGAAGAGGAAAAAAAUAUGUCUGAAGGAUAAAAGCACUUAUCCAAGCCCAGAGGAGGUCCUCGUAGCAGCAUCUGGGACAACAUCAGGCGGUCAAAUAUUUUAUGCUGCUGUUGGAUGUGCAUGUGCAUUCAUUGCAGCAAUACUUGUUCUAGUUGUUGCUUAUUACGUCAGGGAUAAGAAGGCUAGGAGACAUCGGGAUCCUCUGCAGGAGAGCAGGGGCUUGAGUUCUGCCUGCAGUGUUGAAAGAGGCACUGGAAUUGGACCAGCACAGACAUUCCUAUCACCGGAAACACCACCACCACCUUCUUGUGCUUCCGCUACUAGCUACAGGCGUCUUGAUGAUCGUCCAAGUCGGGAGCUGCAUGAGAGAAUCCAGGAAAUUACUGUUCAGAGAUGUCGAGUGCGUCUUUUAAGCAUCGAAAUGGAGGGUACGUUCGGCCGGGUUUACCGAGGCAGUUACCAUGAGGAGGGUGCAACAACACCCCGAGAAGUUCUCGUGAAAACCGCAGCAGAACAUGCCUCUCAGUCCCAGGUGGCACUAUUACUACGGGAGGGAUUAGCUCUGUAUGGAUUGAGUCAUGUGGCUCUCCUUCCAGUUCUUGGUGUCUCGAUUGAGGACAGGAGUGCACCAUUUUUACUCUAUCCACACACUGGGUAUAGGAACAUGAAGAGGUUUUUGCUGAGGUGCAAACAGAGCAGUGAGGGCCCACCGAGGGCACUAACCACUCAGGAAGUCGUUGAGAUGGCCCUUCAAGCUGCCAAGGGGGUGCAGUAUCUACACAGAAAACGACUGGUGCAUCGGGACUUAGCAGCGAGAAAUUGCGUUGUUGAUGAUGACCUCAGAGUACAGAUCACUGAUAAUGCCCUCGCCAGGGAUCUCUUUCCCCAAGACUAUCACUGCCUCGGUGAUAACGAAAACCGUCCGAUAAAAUGGUUGGCUAUCGAGAGUCUCCUCAGUAAAACCUUCACCACAGCCUCCGAUGUGUGGGCCUUUGGUGUUCUCCUCUGGGAGCUGACAACACUGGCUCAACAGCCAUACGUGGAAGUAGAUCCAUUCGAGAUGGCCUCAUACCUCAGAAAUGGUUACCGACUUGCACAGCCGAUAAACUGUCCAGACGAGCUUUUUGCUGUGAUGGCGUAUUGUUGGGCCAUGUCACAAGACGAGAGGCCAACAUUCUCUCAACUCAUUGUCUGCCUCCAAGAGUUCCACACCCAGUUAACCAGAUACGUUUGAAUUCAAAACCAUUUCCCUCUCCAUGAAUAGAAGACUGGCUUUUCCAUUUUAUCCCCAGACAUUUCACCAUUUUGUUGUAAAUAGUCCAAUCGGUACUUACUGAGAUGUAUUUUUAAUCUCGAGAGAAAAGAUGACUGUUGAUUUGCUUUUAAGGACACCCAGAGGAUCUCCAUUUUUUUUUUCUUUAUCAUUUAGACUCUAAUUAUGGGAGAAAUGUUUGAUGUAACAAAAGUAGAAAAUAACGUAUCGAGUACAGCUUUGCAAUUGCCAUUACAAAAUUAUCACUGCCGAGCAUAUCCAAAUGUAUUAUCAUUACAUAUUGCCCUGUAAAUGGUUACUGUCAAGAACAGAUUAGAUGAAAGAAUUAUGGAAUCUUUGACAUGAUUGUGAUAGAGUGAUCUACGUUUAUUCGCUUUCCACAAUUGUUGUAGGUAUCCAAGUGCCAAGUUUUUUGUAUUUUUGUACAUAGUUUAAAUAGCGAGGUUGUUUAACCAAAACCCAUCAAAGACUGUAUAUAGUGAACAGAUAUAUUAUGUAAAUGUAUACGCUAUAUUGAAAUAACAUGAAUGUAUUUCAACGUG
Fopius arisanus is the source of this 2818-nucleotide messenger RNA. RefSeq names its product tyrosine-protein kinase Dnt (gene dnt). The coding region runs from base 573 to 2237 and encodes 554 amino acids. Gene Ontology annotation, biological process: protein phosphorylation; positive regulation of kinase activity; multicellular organism development. The transcript has 8 exons. Gene Ontology annotation, cellular component: plasma membrane; signaling receptor complex. The record is from RefSeq and is a predicted model, not a curated record. NCBI's taxonomy places the organism in Eukaryota, Metazoa, Arthropoda, Insecta, Hymenoptera, Braconidae. Gene Ontology annotation, molecular function: protein tyrosine kinase activity; ATP binding.